AUGAAACCAUACAAAGGAAUGGAGUGGCUACAGUACUCAAAAAUUACCCAGCAAGACAAUCGGUGCAACAUGACAGAUAUCAUGCAGCGAAUUUCUCUUUCCAAGCCACCCAUGAAACAGAGCAUGUACGAGACUUUGUAUAUGAUGGACUAUACACCAUAUGCUGAGUGCCAGGACCAGCUAUCCAUGAUGGAUCUUUCAAAGAAACUGCAACUGGAAGCUCAGCUGAAAAAGAAGGAAUUUGAAAGGCUUGUUGAGAAGAAACCUAUGAAAUACACUGAGGAGCCCAUCUGUCAAGAGGUGGAACCACCUUACCCUAUAAGAAUAAAUGAGAGUUUGUCAAACAGCCAAGAAGCUCCACUAGCAUUCCAGCAAGUACAGGAAGGUCAAGAAAAGUAUUUUCUUCCUUUGGAGCCAAUUGCAGUCCAGAAAAAGGAAGCAGAGAGCACAACUCCACAGACAGAUGCAUUUGCCAUGCCAGGUAAAAAGGGUACUCCUUGCAUCAAGCAAGAAUUGGGGCAGAACUGGAACAACUAUCAACAAUUUAUGUUAGAAAUGCGGCGAGCUAAUGAAACACAACUUAAAGAAAUUAAGAAAUUGCAUUUGGGAUCUUCUGUUUUUCAGGCAGAUUUUGUCACCACCACUGAUGCAAGUACUUACCAAAGAGAUUAUAAAAAUUGGCCCAGGGUCCGUAGCGGCUUGUAUCGAGCAAAUCGGAAUUUCUCCAACUUUGUUUUCCAUGACGGCUACUACGAUGAGAACCCUUGGAUGUCAGAAUACAUGGAUAACUACAACAUCUUCUUGAGGAAGCUAAACUGGAAAACUCAGAAUCCUGUGUCAGCUUUCUGCUCCGCAGUCAGACCCAUCUCCCGUCUUUCCCCUGAAAUAUCCACACAGACUCCAAUAGCAGUGAAUUCUGUACUUUAG
Molecule: messenger RNA, 927 nt
Organism: Python bivittatus (Burmese python)
Lineage: Eukaryota; Metazoa; Chordata; Lepidosauria; Squamata; Pythonidae
Source: RefSeq, a predicted model, not a curated record